Molecule: messenger RNA, 1092 nt
Organism: Boeremia exigua
Lineage: Eukaryota; Fungi; Ascomycota; Dothideomycetes; Pleosporales; Didymellaceae
Exons: 7
Coding region: 198-773 (191 amino acids)
Source: RefSeq, a predicted model, not a curated record
CCUCCGCCAGUUGAGGAAGUAGUGAGCGAUGCACACGACGGUGCUUCGGCUGCAGACAGGGAGGGAUCUAUCUCACAAGCACCCAUGAAGGCAUCGACGAGCAUGCACGUAAAAGUCGGAGUGACUUGUCUCAGUGUCUUGCUCAGUGUGCACUCGAGGCGGUCAGCAUUGCGACCGGCCCCCAAUCGACAAAUGCCAUGCCCUCGUUGCCUUCAUCGUAUCACCCGGGUGUUCCCCAGACACUCGAUGCGCCUUUGGCCUGCUGCGUCCUGAGCCUUCGUCAAUAUCUUCUUUGGGGAAACGUCGAUCAGAUGACACUCCUGGCUCAGAAAGCCUUCGGCUUGCUGGGAGGUGUAACCUCGGAUUAUUCCUUACGCGAAACAGAUCUGUACGCCGAAGCUUCACGGAGAGCAUGGUGGAUGAUGUACCUGUGCAUGUGUAACGCUUCCAUUGUGAGCUGUAAGCCUCUGGCCGAAACCAUAGAUAUAAACAAGGUUUGCGUACCGUAUCCUUCGACUAGCCACGGCUCAGAGAUAUGGAUCCGAUAUAUUCGUGCAGAAGAGGCGCUCGUAGCUGCUACUCUCCUCCUUGUUGCUCUGGUCAAAGGUGUUAAGUCUGAGGCCACUAUAGCGCCCUUCAAUCGGAGCAUUCACACUCUCGACAGUAUCAUCUCCCACCAAUUAUCCAUACACUCCAAAGGGACAGAUGUUGAGCGCACGGAUCAAACUGCACAGAUAUCGCGCCUUUAUGGAUCACCCUCGCAUACUGAAUAAGUUUGAGACAUUUUCACCUGUUCGGGCUUCCAGUGAAUAUCCGAACAUCGCACUUACGCGGGAUACGUGGGCCCACGACAGGGGGCAAAAUUCUAGACUUGCUCGAGUGUUUCCGUUUCGGAAGGAGCAGUCUCAAAGCAUUUGUUUGGAUUACGCUUCUACUAUUGCUGCUGAUAUAGACUAUAUAUCGUCCACUAUAAGUGCUGCGGCACCUGGGAUAUGUUCAGCGAUUUUGGCAGGCUACACACUCAUAAUGAUGUCUUACUACCACAUCUCUGUUCCGGCGCCACAGAUGCCGUCCACUGCUCUCCUUCAACAU